This is a messenger RNA of Closterium sp. NIES-67, 2125 nucleotides long. The record is from the annotation of a GenBank genome assembly. NCBI's taxonomy places the organism in Eukaryota, Viridiplantae, Streptophyta, Zygnematophyceae, Desmidiales, Closteriaceae.
CCUUAUUGCUGCUCCUUCAUUUCCCAUUCCCCUCCUGCUUCAGACUGCUGAAGCUUAGUCAGGGCGAGUAAGCUUCACCAGCGUAACAGCUCCACCACCUCCGAACGCGGCUCAGCCUUCUCGUCGAGAACGCAGCCGGUUCAUUUUCGUAUUUUUCGCGAAUUAGUGUCAGCUUACCCGCAAGAGAACUAGCUGUUCUGGUGAAUCAGCCCGCGAUGGCCACCACGACUUCAGCAGGUCUCCUCCAGACGCACGCACACGCGUCGUUGAGCAAGCACUCCGGCUUGCUCCCCCAAGAGCCAUGCGUCUCCUCGCAACUAUCCUCCGUCAAAUUCCUCUCCGGAUGCGAUGCCUUCCCUAACGCCAAACUCGCCGCCACCGCCACUCCUUCCUCAUCCUCCCUCUGCCUUUCAAACCCUACCUCCACGGCUAAGCGGGGUCUUAGAGUGGUAGCGGGAGGGCCGGGGCUGGCGGGCGAGCAGGAUCAGGGGCAGCAGGGGUCGUCGGACGACUUCCCGCCGAUGCCGUCGGGUCGCAUGAUGGUGCCGAUGAUGAAGAAGGGCUACGGCGCCUUCGGCGGCGGCGGAGCCACGCUCGAGAAGUCGAAGCUCGACCUCUCGUUCUCCGCCACCAAGACCACCCUCAGAUUGACCUGGGUGGUGGAGGUGGUAACGUCGGUAAGGGCAAUUCGCACGGCGGAGGCGACGGCGGCGACGAUGGUGGCGACGACGACGAUUACUUCGGCGAGGACGACGGCGACGAUGGCGACGACGACGGUUUCAUUCGCCGAGCGAUCAUCUCAGAGGUGUUCGACCGGGCGUCGGUGGAGGCGGUGCUGCAGGAGUGGUUCCGAAGCAUGGCGGACCUGCCGGCCGGCAUCAGACGAGCCGUUGAAAUGGGUCUGGUGAGCUCGGCGCAGAUCGCGCGGUUCAUGUCGAUCGACGCGCGUCCCACGAUUGCGCGCAUCGUCUCCCGCGCCACGCCCGCCGAGGUCUCGCGCGCGUUCGUCGGCCGCAUGAUGGCAGAUCCGGCGUUCAUCUACAAGCUGCUGUUGGAGCAGGUCGUCACCAUCGGCACGUCCGCGUGGUGGGAGGUCAAGCAGCGAGGGGAGAGGUUGAAGGACGAGUGGGGCUUCGCCGUGGCCAACGUGCUCACGCUCUCCCUGUGCAACGCAGCUGUCGUCUGGUCGCUCUCCCCCACGCGCUCCUACGGCUCCACGGCCACCUCCGAGUGGCAGAUGGCUCUGCAGAAGCUGCCCAACAACAUGUUUGACAAGAGCUACCCGCUGCGAGAGUUUAACCUGCCCGCCCGCGCGGGCAGCUUCUUUUUCAACGCGGCGAAGCUGAGCCUCGUGGGGUCCACUGUCGGGGCCGUGGGGGGGCUGGUGUCCAACAGCAUUCUUUCGGCUGCUUCCAAGGGCAAGGAGGGCUACCAACCAUCGGUGGUGGUGCCAUCAGCCAGCACGAGUGCGGCAGCCUACGGCGCGCACACGGGGCUGUCAGGCAACCUGCGGUACCAGCUGGUGUACGGGCUGGACCGCAUGCUGCAGCAGCACUUCAACCACAUCCCCAUCGCUGUGCUUGGGACCACUGCACUCAGGUGUGGCAACGUGCUAUUGGGCGAGCCGUCUAGGCUGAUGUGGCUGGGGAUGGACGGCGAGGCGCAGCAACAGGCCAAGGCGGAGCAGCAGGCGUACCGCCGCCCCUCCCGCUCCUCCGGUGCCGGUGCUAAGAAGAACUCGUUCCUGCAAUCACUGCCCUUUGGAAAGAAAACUGAGGAAGCAACACAGCCUAAGAAGAAGAGUGCUGCACGGAGAGUGGCUAAGGCUGCUGCUGCUGCUGCUGCUGCAGGAGGGGCAGAGACAGGGCAGAGGCUGGUGCGUCGAGUGUAGAGGGAGCGGAGAAGGUGCAAGGGACAGCAGGUGCAGCUCGCACGACGAAGCGCAAGGUGAAGCGGAAGGUGUCUGUUGCUCAGUAGGCGUCGUUCGAAUGAGUAGGAUUGCUGUUUUGCCUUAUUUUCCCGAGUUAUGGGAAUCAUUAUGGUUGAUUUUAUUGCAGUCCUAAAAAUCGCUGAUAUUUUUUUGUACUGGGGUGAAAGUACAUUAUACCCUGUUGGAAAUACCUCA